AUGAAAAGAAUAUAAAUCCUUUUGCCUUCAUUUGCCAUGUAUACUCUCUUUUGAUUAUUUCUAGACUUAUAGGAAUUGUAACCCUUAUGACUAGAAGAAAGUCGGAUGCAUUACAAAAAUUCCUAGGUUAUGCGGCCAUUUUAAUAGGAAUAGGGUAAUUAUUCAAAUUAUUUGUUUUAGUAUAUUCAUGUAUAGCUCAAAAGCAAUUUUGUUAUCAAUGGUAUAAUGUUUCAUAAUCCAAUUAGUAUCAAAAAUUUAUUCAAGAUGAAGUUAACAUCUAACUCCAGUAGCCCAAGAAGCUGAACCAAAAGUAAUAAUAAAAAAAAAAAUCAUAAUACAAAAGUGAUUAAUAAUAGAAAUCUCAGCAACAAUAAAAGCAAUAACUUAGAUAAUCUGAAUAAAAUCAACAAAUAGAACAAGAUUCACCUCAAUCAUCAGAAGAGGAAGUCUAAGAAGAUGAGUAAAAACAGAUUGAAUUACAAAAAUAAGCAGAAUUAGAAAAGCAAAAAUUACUACAAGCCGAAUAAAGUGCAAAAUAAACAAAGCAAAAAAAAUCAGAAGCAGACAAAUAAAAAUCAACAACUUAAAAAGAAGAUUCAUAAAUUCAAAGACCACAAUAAUAACCUAUACAAUAAAAGGCUCCAACUUUAAAAGAAAAGAUUGUAAAUAUUAGUUUAUAUUUAGAAUCCUUAAACCCAAUAAGAGAAAAAAUAGAAAUAAAAAUAAGAAAAAUAAAAAUUUCGAGUAGAGAUUGAAGAGGAUGAAAAUGAUGAAGAAUGGGUAGAAGUUGGUAACAAAAAAAAGCUUCCCCCAUAAUAAUAACAAAAACCAUAAUAGUAAUAAUAAGAGAGAAACUAGUAAUAAGGAAUUAAAUAAACAUAAGGUAAUUUUUUCUUAAUCUUAGACUUAAAACAAGAGGAUACAAAGUAGCAAGUGAUCAAAGGUUAACCAUAAGUUCAACCCUAGAAAUAGCAACAAUAGCAAUAAAACAUACCUUAAAAACCACAAUAACCAUAAUAACCACAAUAACCCAUAGUAAGCUCUUCUUAAAAGGUUUAGUAACCAAAAUAAUAAUAAUAAACAUAACCAAUUGUCUAAUCACAAUAAAAAUCUAUUAACUAAGUCUAAGAUUAGUCCAAAUAAAAACAGAAUGAGAAUGAUAAAAUUUAAAGUAAAUAACAAAAAAAGCAAUUAAAAAAAAUUGCUGAUGACCAAAAUGAUGAGGAAGAAGGUUGGAUAUCUGUUGAGCCAAAAUAAAUGAAAAAUAUGUAAUUAUUAUAUUUUAUUUUGCAGAAACAAAGAAUAAGAUUCAUCCUAAUAAGAAGUAGAAGAAGUUAAAUAAACAAAAAAAAAAGGAUUGUUUACAAAAGAAGAAUACUAAUAGUUAAAAGAUGAGGCUAAAAAGAUUGAGGAAGCAUAUAAAUUGAGAAUUCAAUAAAUAGAAGAUAUCCAUAGAGCAAAGGUCAUUUCUAAACACACUUAAUAUGAAAUCAAGAAUGCAGAUUAGUUAUUCAAAACAUAAUAUGUUGCCGCACCCCCAAAAAUUGAAUAUAAAAUGCCUGAGGUUUAGCCAAAAUUUAUGACAAGAGAGGAAAUAGAUUAAUUAAUCUAAGCCAAAAUGCCUAAAACUAAAUUUGCUGGAUCUAAUGAAGUUUUUGUAGAAAAGUCAGAACCACUCCCAAAAUAAAUUGUGAAAUCAACAGAAACUAAAUAAAUUUAAUUCAAAUCCAAAAUUAAUUUCCUUAAACCAAUCUAACAAGAGACAAAGGAGUAGAAAAUAUUUACUGAUCCUCCUAUUACAUUUGAAACAAAUAAAGACACUUCAAAACCUUUCUUCACAACUUAAGUUGUUCUAACAGUUAAUUCAACUGGUAAAGAUCUUUUUGGACGAGUCAAGAAAUUUAGAAGGCCAGUAUAAGAAAAAAAACAAUCUGAGCAAAAAUAAAAGGAAAUUUAUCAAGUAAAAGCAAGUGAAUUGAAUUCAAAAACAAAAGACCAAGAGGAAAGUUAAUAAACAGGGUCAAAUUAAAAAUAAAAGCCAGCUUCAAAAAAUCCAGAAAAUUAAAGCUCAGAGAAGCCAAUAGUUUAAACAUAAAAGUAGCAAGAUUUGUAAGAUAGUGAAAAAAAACCUACAAGUUCCAUAUUGCUAAAUAAAUCUGAGACUUAAGAUUAAAAGCAUGAAAGUGCAAAUACAAAAAAACCAUAAGUGAGGUUUGAAGAAAAACCUAUAUAUGAACCAAAAAUCCAAAAACCAAAAGAAUAAGAUCCAUAGGAUACUACCCCUUAAAACCAAAACCCCCAAGAUUAAAAAUAAAAGUCAAAUUAAAAAUAAAAGCAACCUUAAAAAAAUUAAUAACCGUAACAAAGAGAUUUAUAUGAAGUUAAGCAACCUCAACAGGUUUAAAAAGUGGUUUAGAAAAAACCAGGUAAGCAAUCUUCAAAUGAACUUUAUGUACCAAAAGUGAAAGAAAUAGAUGAAAAAAUAAUACAAAAUCAAAAUAAUGAAAUAAAGCAAGAUGAUAAUUAAAAUUAAAAUAUUUAAAUCAAACUGGACGACAAACAUAUUCAAUAAGAACCUUUAUAAAUAUCAGAAUAAUAAGAGAUAAAUAUUCUAAAUGAAAUAGAUAUUGAGGCCGAAUUGAACCUUUAAAGUGGAAACCAAGAAAUAUAAAUCGAACUAUAAUCAGGAAAUUUAGAAUAAAAUAUACUUAAUGAAAAUGAAUAAAUACAUGCACAAAAUUAAAUUUAAUAAAAUAUAGUUGAAUAAAUUGUUUAAACUGGUUCAAAUUAACCUUAAUUCGUAGAAGAAGAAGAGGUAUUUGUAAGUAAGGAUAAACCAGUUGAAAAUAGAGAACAUACUUAAUAAUAAUCAGAGAAUGUUGUUGAAUACAUUGUUCAAACAGGAUCAAAUUAACCUUAAUUCGUAGAAGAAGAAGAAGAAGUAUUUGUCAGUAAAGAUAAACCAGUUGAAAAUAGAGAAAAUACUCAAUAAUAAUCAGAAAAUGCUGUUGAGUAGAUCGUUCAAACUGGAUCAAAUUAACCAUAAUUUGUAGAAGAAGAAGAGGUGUUUGUCAGUAAGGAUAAGCCGGUUGAAAAUUAAUAAAACACUUAAUAAUAAUCAGAAAAUGCUGUUGAAUAGAUCGUUCAAACUGGAUCAAAUUAACCAUAAUUUGUAGAAGAAGAAGAAGUAUUUGUUAGUAAAGAUAAACCAGUUGAAAAUAAAGAAAACACUCAAUAAUAAUCAGAGAAUAUAGUUGAAUAAAUUGUUUAAACUGGUUCAAAUUAACCUUAAUUCGUCGAAGAAGAAGAAGUAUUUGUCAGUAAAGAUAAACCAGUUGAAAAUCAAGAAAAUACUUAAUAAUAAUUAGAGAAUGUUGUUGAAUAGAUUGUUCAAACUGGCUCAAAUUAACCUUAAUUCGUAGAAGAAGAAGAGGUAUUUGUUAGUAAGGAUAAACCAGUUGAAAAUAGAGAGAAUACUUAAUAAUAAUAAGAGAAUGUUGUUGAAUAGAUUGUUCAAACAGGGUCAAAUUAACCAUAAUUUGUAGAAGAGGAAGAAGUAUAUGUGAGCAACGAUAAACCAAUAGAAAAUAUUUAAACUAAUACUGAAUCUAAAAAAUCUGUUCAACUAUAAUAAGGGGUUUAAUAAUAAGAAUUAGACAAUGAAGUCGAAAUUAUAUAGAAAGGCGAAUUGCUUCAAGUUCAAAAUGAUAGUACCGAAUUCAUACCUGCCUAAUAGUUAUCUUCUCAACAAUAAAAGCAAGAUUUCAAUUAGAAACUCCUUUCGAAAUUAGAUGCUCCUAGUCCAAUCGAUAGAGAAUAAAAAAUAACCUCAAUGUCAAAUAUCAUGCAAAAUGAAUUUUCUUAAGAUAUAAGAGAGGACUCGUCUUUUCUUGCUGAAAUGGAUUAAAAAUAAAGAGUUUUACCUGGAUAUUUAGACUUAACUUUUAAUAGUAGAAAGAAAUUAAUAAAUAAAAAUAUACCUGUUACUUAUCGAACAGAACCAGGAUACGAAAACAUUUUAGAAUUAGAAACUAUGAGUUUAAUUUUGGAUGGAUGCAAAGAAAUAAUUGCUGAUGAAUACGUAAGUUAUUUAGACAAUGUAAGAAAAAUUAGAAGAAAUGCAUUAAACUAAAAAAGAUUUACUGAUUAUAUUAAAUAUGUUAUUCAGAUGGCUGAGGAAUAAUUUAGGAUAAUCUAAGAAGGCUUUAAUUGUAUUGCACAGAGUUUGAAUAUUAAUGAAGAAGCAUUUUAGAAUUCUUUUGUAUUUUAUUCACAGCAUGAAGAAUUUGGAAAAGAAUUCGUAGAAUAAUUAACGUUUGUUCAAUAAAAUAUGAAAGAUAUUCCUUAAAUCAAAGUCUCCUUAAGAAAACAAUAAGGAAUCGAACUUAUGAAAUAUCAAAUAGAUGUUAUAGAAUCAUAUACUAAGCAUGAAUACUUUGGUUAAAUUUUAGAUCUUUUUAAUGUAAUUUUUUUAAAUUAAUUAUUAGGAAAUGGAAGAUGUUUAAGAUGCUAAACCAAUUCUAUUAAAUACAUUAAUUGAUGACGUAAUUUUUGAAAAAUAUGGAUAUGAGGAAGAAGAUAAAAUUAAUUUUAUGAGUAAAAAUUAUAAUUAUUAUGUAGAAAAAUAUCACAACGACAAAGAAGUUAAGAGUCUGCAAGCUAAAUAAGAGAAUUUAGUUGAAAAUUUAUUCAAUAUUUAAUUGGAAUGACUAUUUUUACAUAUACAAUAAAUGAG
This is a messenger RNA of Paramecium octaurelia, 4735 nucleotides long. The record is from the annotation of a GenBank genome assembly. NCBI's taxonomy places the organism in Eukaryota, Ciliophora, Oligohymenophorea, Peniculida, Parameciidae.